CAGACCCACGUUCUACUCAAAACAAUAACCAGCAGCACACGCCCACAUCCACUUCAAGUCAUCAACACAAACCCUCGAAAAACCCCAAACAACAACGCACAAACCCUCGCACACCUUCCAAUCAAUACAACCAAAUCUCACUAUUCAUCUGAUGCUUGCACCAAUUACUAUCCGAUAAAGAAACCGCUGCAUUCGAUUCUGCGUUUAUAGAACCCUAGAUUACUGAAUUUGGCCCUAAUUUGAACUCAUGACGCAAGCAGAAGACGGAGGCUCGAACAGAGAACUGUAUGCUCUACUUCAUGUGUCUCCUGAAGCUUCCGAUGAAGAAAUCCGUAAAGCGUAUCGUCAGUGGGCGCAAAUUUAUCAUCCUGAUAAGUAUCAGGAUCAACAGAUGAAGGAUGUAGCUACAGAGAACUUUCAGAGGAUAUGUGAAGCAUAUGAGAUAUUAACCGAUGAAUAUAAACGACAAAUAUAUGACAUAUAUGGUAUGGAAGGGUUAACCUCUGGUUUAGAACUUGGUCCAAAGUUAAACAAAGCGGAAGAAAUUAAGGAAGAACUUGAAAGAUUAAAACGCAAAAGAGAAGAAGAAAAAAAAGCUGCCCAUUUUCAACCUUCUGGUGUAAUUCUUGCACAACUAUCAGUUCCAAGCUUUCUAGCCGGGCAUGGUAUAAUGAGAGCAAUGUCAAUGAACAGUGAAAUCCAAUCACAGAUAUCAAAAAACAAUGUUAUUGCUUUUGGUGGGACCCUUGCAGUAAAAGGAAACGAUGGUGAUGCAGCUGCUAAUGCUGUUUUUAGGCAUCAGUUAUCUUCUGUAUCCUCUAUAGAAGUCAUGGCUUCUGUAGGUUUGCGGGGAUUGAUAGGCGUACAAACAUCUCGCCAGCUGUCUCGUCAUGCCAAUGCAACAAUGGGGCUUGCCGUGUCGUUAAGAGACGGUUCGAUAAAUCUUUCUAAUUCUUGGAACCGUCAGCUCUCCACAACAUCAAAUGCAAGUAUAGAGUUGAUUUUAGGCUCAGAUUCCUCAGUUGCUGUUGGAUGGCGAAAGAAAGAUAAAAAAAUGGCUGCAGCUGGAGAGAUUAGGAUCGGCACAAGUGCAAUCGGUGCAGUUGGUCGGUAUACUCAUCGGUUCUCUUCUAAAUCCCAUGGGCGUAUUACUGGAAAAAUAGGAAGUAGUGCACUUGAACUUGAAAUAGGGGGAGGAAGAAAAAUAUCAGACUUUAGCACUGUCAGAAUGUUAUAUACAAUCGGGAUUCAGGGUAUAUACUGGAAGCUAGAAUUACAUCGUGGCGCACAGAAGUUGGUUGUUCCUAUUUUUCUUUCGAGGCAUAUAAAUCUUGGAUUUGCUGCAGGGGCGUUUCUUAUUCCAACUUCACUUUAUCUUACACUUAAGUCACUUGUUUUUAAGCCUUAUUAUCGUAGACGAGAAAAACAGCAGGCACUUGAGAAUAUGGAACAGACUCGUGCUCAGGUUAAAGAAGCAAAAGCAGCAGCAGAGAAAGCUCAGCGGUUAUUGCAAAAUGUCGCGAAUCGGAAACAAAAUAAACAAUUGGAGAGUAAUGGAUUGGUCAUUAUUGAAGCGGUUUAUGGUAACCCUAAAGUGAUUAAAAGCAUUAAUAAUAAUAAUUCAGAAGAGAAAGAAGAUGAAUUAGCUUCACAGAUUGUGGAUGUCACUUUGCCCUUGAAUUUUCUAGUCAGCGAUUCUGGUCAACUUAAGCUACAUGAAGGCGUAAAGAAAUCUGGAAUAAUGGGCUUUUGUGAUCCUUGUCCUGGUGAAACCAAGAAACUAUAUGUGAAGUACACUUACGGUGGCAACAGAUACGAGGUCGAAGUUGAUGAUCUUCAAGAACUGAUAUUACCUCAGGAAGGACACAGAAUAUGAUAUGAUAGGUUUCUGAGUUUCUUCUACCAUUUUUGCACACGCAUACUAGACAAGUUUAUACACUUCUUCCAGCUGUUUUGGUCAUUGACUGUCUUGGCAGCAGGUUUUUUUGUAUUUUUGCGGAUUAUUUUGUGGUGAAUUGCUUUACACACACACUAAAUAAAUAACCAAAGGAUGCCAAACAAUUCUUUUAUAGGGUUUGGUAUGUUGAUAAUCA
Molecule: messenger RNA, 2093 nt
Organism: Helianthus annuus (common sunflower)
Lineage: Eukaryota; Viridiplantae; Streptophyta; Magnoliopsida; Asterales; Asteraceae
Product: chaperone protein dnaJ 13
Exons: 13
Coding region: 248-1876 (542 amino acids)
Source: RefSeq, a predicted model, not a curated record